GUAAAUCUCAAGAGACAUCGUAACAGAAUCUGGUGUUCGGGCAAGAAUAUUUCGGACGUUUUUAUCGGGAUGUCCUGCUUGUCGAAGUUCACUGAGUCGGGCGCCAUCUUCAAGACAACAUCCACUUGAGAGCUUCAGAGAUCCUCCUGCCUUCUGAAACAUGUGAGAGUGGGGAGAAGGGGACAAGACAGCACACUGAACAGGAUGGAUGUCCCUCAAGAGGUUGAGGAUGCUGUUGGUGGAAAUCAGACAGGCAGAGCAGCAUGUGCCGUGUCCAGCCACGUGUCCCUGAAGAAUGAGGAGCCCAUCACUGAUGGACAUCUGGGGGUCAGCAAAAGAAGAGUGCUGUCUCAUCCAAGACCACAGACACACAGACCAGUGUCUCCAGUGCCCAGCUGUGUGUCCAUGAAGAGUGACCGGUCCAUGGGACAUCCAAACAAUUUCAGCAGUGGACCGCCAAAGUCCGAUCCAAAACCACAGACACACAGACCAGUGUCUCCAGUGCCCAGCUGUGUGUCCAUGAAGAGUGACCGGUCCAUGGGACAUCCAAACAAUUUCAGCAGUGGACCACCACAGCAUUAUCCAAAACCACAGACACACGGACGAGAUGAGCACACAGUCAUGGGAGGCAGCACCCAUCUGCCAACUGAGCAUGCUCCAGUCAAAAGGGCCAAACUAACAGAUGACAAGGUCCUGACCAAAGUACUGAUGACCCAUAAAGCCAGCAUGAAGAGGAGGUUUGAGAGCAUAUGUGAAGGCAUCAUAAGGUCAGGGACUCAAACACUCCUGAACAAGAUCUACACAGAGCUCUACAUCACAGAGGGAGAGAGUGAAGGGGUGAAUAAUGAGCAUGAGGUUUGGCAGGUAGAGUCAGCAUCCAGGCCACAAACUACAGAAGACACAGCAAUUAGCUGUAAUGAUAUCUUCAAGCCUUUACCUGGACAGGAGAGACACAUCAGAGCUGUGAUGACCAAGGGGAUUGCUGGCAUUGGAAAAACGGUCUCAGUGCAGAAGUUCAUCCUUGACUGGGCAGAGGAGAGAGCUAACCAGGAUGUAGAUUUCAUGUUUGUGCUUCCAUUUCGUGAGCUGAAUUUGGUCAAACAUGAUCAGUACAGUCUUCACAGGCUCCUGCUUGACUUCCACCCAGAGCUUAGAGAGCUACAGAAUGGUGAAUACAAAGACUGCCACAUUGUGUUCAUCUUUGAUGGUCUGGAUGAGAGUCGACUUCCACUAAAUUUCCAAAAGAAUGAAAAGUUGUCUGAUGUGACAAAGAAGAUCAGAUCAAAAACAUCAUCAGUGGAUGUCCUGAUGACGAGCCUCAUUCAGGGAACUCUGCUUCCCUCUGCUCUCAUCUGGAUAACCUCCCGACCAGCAGCAGCCAGUCAGAUCCCUUCUCAGUGCAUCAGUCAGGUGACUGAAGUACGAGGGUUCAAUGACCCGCAGAAGGAAGAGUACUUCAGGAAGAGGAUCAGUGAUCACAAUCAAGCCAACAGAAUCAUCUCACACAUUAAGACAACCAGGAGUCUCCACAUCAUGUGCCACAUGCCAGUGUUUUGUUGGAUAUCAGCCACUGUCCUUCAGCAGAUACUGGAACAGGAUGAUGGGAAGGAAGCCCCCAAAACACUAACUGAAAUGUUCAUACAAUUCCUGCUCAUCCAGACCACCAGGAAGAACCAGAAGUAUCAAAAGGUAAGGAAGACCAAUAGACAGAGGCUCCUGGAAUCACACAAGGGUGUCAUAUUGAAAUUGGCAGAGCUGGCUUUCAAGCAUCUGGAGAAUGGCAAUCUCAUGUUCUAUGAGGAGGACUUAAGAGAGUGUGGGAUCGAUGUCAGAGAAGCUUCGGUGUACUCUGGCAUGUGCACUGAGAUCUUCAGGGAGGAAUGUGUGUUUCAUCACAAGAAGGUCUACUGCUUUGUCCAUCUGAGCAUCCAGGAGUUUCUUGCUGCACUUCAUUUGUUUGCCUCCUUCUUGAGUAAGAACAUGGAGGUCCUGGAGCCAUUCCUUAGCAGAAAAUCCAGGCCUUUGCCAGAUGUGCCUCUAGAUGAGCUGCUGAAGAAUGCAGUGAACAAAGCUUUGGAAAGUAAGAAUGGACACCUUGAUUUGUUUGUUCGCUUCCUUCAUGGCAUUUCUCUGGUAUCAAAUCAGAGACUUUUACUUGGCCUCCUGACACACACACACAGCAGCCCGGAGAGUGUGAAGAAAACAAUCAGGAACCUGAAAGUGAGGCAGAAACCAAAUAUCUCCCCUGAGAGGUGCAUCAAUCUGUUCCACUGCCUGGUGGAAAUGCAUGACUCUUCUGUUCAUGAUGAAAUCCAGGCUUUCCUGAAGACAGAGGAAGGUGCCGUGAAACAGCUCUCACUGGCUCACUGCUCAGCCUUGGCUCAUGUGCUUCUGAUGUCUGAUGAGGUGCUAGAUGAGUUUGACCUGAAGAAGUACAACACAACAACCGACGAGGGACGGAGAAGACUAGUGCCAGCUGUGAGAUGCUGCAGGAAGGCCCUACUUGCUGGUUGUAAGCUAGCAGGUGAAUCCUGUAAGGCUGUAGCCUCUGCUUUGCAGUCCUCCAUCUCCCUAAAGGAACUGGACCUGAGUCACAAUGACCUGAAGGAGUCUGGAGUUCAGCUUCUCUCUACAGGACUCAGUAGCCCUCACUGUAAACUGCAGUCUUUAAGACUUGCUGGUUGUAAGCUAACAGAGGAAUCCUGUAAGGCUGUAGCCUCUGCUUUGCAGUCCUCCAUCUCCCUAAAGGAACUGGACCUGAGUCACAAUGACUUGAAGGAGUCUGGAGUUCAGCUUCUCUCUACAGGACUCAGUAGCCCUCACUGUAAACUGCAGACAUUAAGGCUCAAUCUGUGCCACCUCUCUAAAGCAAGCUGUGAAAUGAUGGCAUCCGUGCUGCAAAGUGCACCUUCCCAUCUGAGAGAACUGGACAUGAGUAACAAUGACCUGCAGGAUGAAGGAGUGGCGCUGUUCUGUGCAGGACUAAGAAAUCCACAAUGCAAGCUGGAGACACUGAGACUGUCUGGUUGUCUCAUCACACAUGAGGGCUGUUCUCUCUUGUCCUCUGCCCUCAAAUCAAACCCCUCCUACCUGAAACAGCUGGAUCUGAGCUACAAUCACCCAGGAGACUCAGGUGUCAGAGAGCUCACAGACAGACUGAAUGAUCCCAUCUGUAAACUAGAGACGUUGAGGUAUGACCAUGGAGGAGAGUGCAGGAUUAAACCAGGACUCAGAAAAUAUGCCUGUGAGCUCACACUGGACCCAAACACAGCAUGCAGAGAUCUCUCUCUCUCUGAGGGGAACAGAAAGGUGACAUGUGGGCAGCAGCAGCCGUAUCCUGACCACCCAGAGAGAUUUGACUUCUACCUUCAGGUGCUGUGUAGAGAGGGUCUGUCUGGACACCACCCAGAGAGAUGUGACAGUCUGGGUCAGAGUCCAGUCAGCACGGGUCAGUCUGGACGCUACUACUGGGAGGCUGAGUGGAGUGGUGGGGUUCAUAUAGCAGUGGCCUAUAAGAGCAUGGAGAGGAAAGGGAGUGGGGACAGCAGCUUCUUUGGAGGUAAUGACAAGUCCUGGAGUCUGCAGUGCUCUGGUAACAGUUACUCUGCCCUGCACAAUAAUAAGGAGACUGCCAUACCUGCCCCCUCCUCCCGCUCCAGCAGAGUAGGAGUGUACCUGGACUGGCCAGCAGGCACUCUGUCCUUCUACAGCAUCUCCUCUAACACACUCACCCACCUGCACACGUUCCACUCCACAUUCACUGAGCCCCUCUAUCCUGGGUUUUAUGCUUUUUACUCCUCAGUGUCCCUGUGCCAGAUCACAUGACCUCCUAAUCCUGCAGGAGAAGAGAGUCACACACUCCUGUUUACACACUCAUAUAUCUGCGUGUGUGUAUUCCUUCUCUUGCCUCAUCUGUGUUGCAUCUUCCCUCUCACACCUCCUAAUCCUGCAGGAGAGGAGACUCCUGUUCUCACACUCCUACGUAUCUGUGUGUGUGUGUGUGUGUGUGUGUGUGUGUGUGUGUGUGUGUGUGUUCCUUCUCUUGCCUCCUCUGUGUAGCAUCUUCACUCUCACUGUUCCCCCUGUUCACUGUAUGCUGCUCCCUCUGUUUCUUUUCUGUUUCUUUCUGUGUGCAUCUCUCUGCUCCUUCUGUUUUGUUGUGUGUGUGUGUGUGUGUGUGUGUGUGUGUGUGUGGUUUUGUGAAUGUAUGGUUUUGUGUUCCUUCCCUUCCUUCUGUGUUACCAAUUUCUAAUUAAGUAUCUACAGUAAACAUGUCAGAUAUCUGAUGCUGUUUUGAAUUUCUUACAAUAUGAACUUUGACCCUUGUGUGGUGUUUAUGUUCUGAAGAUUAGAAGAUGAACAUACAGUGAGUGGGCAGGUGUUCUCAGGGCUGGAAUUCUUAAUCCACCGUUAUUUUACAUUUAUAUUCUGAUAUGCUUGAGAAUGAGAGGGAGGAAAGGGGAGUCCUUUUAUUUGAAUAAUAAAUGAAAUAUGUUAUUGGUGAAUUGAUUAAAAUGUCUUUGGUUUUAUGUGACAAAGGGGAACAUAAUGUAGCCCAUAGGAAAUUGAAAUACAAAUAAAUA
Messenger RNA from Sardina pilchardus (European sardine), 4583 nucleotides. RefSeq names its product NACHT, LRR and PYD domains-containing protein 3-like. Gene Ontology annotation, biological process: intracellular signal transduction. Gene Ontology annotation, molecular function: protein binding. The record is from RefSeq and is a predicted model, not a curated record. The coding region runs from base 205 to 3825 and encodes 1206 amino acids. The transcript has 13 exons. NCBI's taxonomy places the organism in Eukaryota, Metazoa, Chordata, Actinopteri, Clupeiformes, Clupeidae.